AUGCAGAGACCUGGAACUUUGUGUUUCACUUCAUGGAUCACAGGAACUGGAGUUCUGUGUUUAACCUUCUUCCAGUUAGCAGACUCUGAGUCGGACUGUGAGCUUGGCGAGAGGUGUGUCGGGCAGAGCGAUGAAAACUUUAGCAGCUGGUAUGUGUGGUUCCUGAUGUUGUUUUUCCUGGCCUUGCUCCUGUCCUGCGGGAUCUGCUGCUGCCUGCAGUGCUGGCUGAAACGGCGGAGUUGCCUCCCCCACCGAAGCACCCUGGCUGUCUUUGCACUUAGCAGCUCGGAUGCCUUUUGCGCAAGUGAAGCACCUCAAUGCCCAUUCUCUGGAUCUCCAAGCCCCUGCAUGACUGCGGAGAUGUCUUCUCCUGCCCCACAGUUCAGCCUUGGGGGAACUGAGUUGCCUCCAUCCUAUGAGGAUAUUAUGAAGGAAAACAAGCUCUAG
Pelecanus crispus (Dalmatian pelican) is the source of this 447-nucleotide messenger RNA. It is a transcript of the gene TMEM207, whose product is annotated as transmembrane protein 207. NCBI's taxonomy places the organism in Eukaryota, Metazoa, Chordata, Aves, Pelecaniformes, Pelecanidae. The record is from RefSeq and is a predicted model, not a curated record.